This is a messenger RNA of Anoplophora glabripennis (Asian longhorned beetle), 1267 nucleotides long. RefSeq lists its product as uncharacterized. Lineage: Eukaryota; Metazoa; Arthropoda; Insecta; Coleoptera; Cerambycidae. The transcript is spliced from 2 exons. Gene Ontology annotation, cellular component: neuron projection. Bases 342 to 1259 code for a protein of 305 amino acids. Gene Ontology annotation, molecular function: peptide binding; G protein-coupled receptor activity. The record is from RefSeq and is a predicted model, not a curated record.
GAACUUUGACUUUGAGAUAACUGCAUUUGUUAUCAUAAGCGUUGUUACUUCUGUCUCCGUAUUACAAAUUUCGUCGCCGAAAGCAGGAAAGAUAUACUUAUUUAAUUGGCUGCUAGCGCACAAUUAAGAAAGUGUUAACAAUUUUUUCGCAGUUCCUAUGUAAGACGACCUUUAAAAUUGUAAUAAUAAAGAAGAUUAUCCAGUAUUAAAAACAGGUCGUGUUUCACAAGCUAAGUUGGUGCGUAGUUCACAAUGUCCUGAUAUAUGGUUAACUACAUUUAAAUUGACUACGACCUUAGGAUCUAAGUAGGGAUUAUAUAUUGUUUGUCAACUUACAGAUUAUGGGGCACUCAGAUGAAUACACGAAUUCUUUUAGGAAUGUUUCCGAAGAGGGAGAAAUAUUGGAGCGACAAAUUCUUGCUUUUAAUAAAAGAUUUUUAGAAGUGUACAUUGUUGUCUCACUCAUCUGUCUCAUCGCCAAUUUACUUAUAAUUUUUGUUACUUUAAAGUAUAAGCGAUUACGUCAUGAAAAAUUGAACAUAAUUAUUCUCAACUGGGCCAUAAUUAACUGCCCCUUUGUCCUAAGUGUCCCUAUAACGUUUGGUUUAGCUGUUUAUUUAACGCAUUUGACAGAACGGAGUACGUUUUGUUUUGUAAAUCACAUGGAAUAUACUCUGUUUUUGAUGGACAUCAUAUUAAUUGUAAUUCUAACCCUUUAUUGGUACACGAAAUUGUAUCACACGGAAAAACACAAAAAGUUCGACCAACACAUCAAAUGCGUUUUAAUAUUUCUAUACAUUUUUUUAAUAUCACUCACGGCUCUGAAUAUAGAUGCUUGUUACAAUUCGCGGAUGUUUACAGUCAUAGGACUGGUUUUGGUCUUAACCUAUUUGGCUUUUAUGCUAUUUAUGCCCAUCAUAAACAUCGUGCAUGCUGUAAAAAAACGAAGACUUGUAGAUUACAGCAACAGAAAAAACGUCCCGUUUAUGUUAUCCAACAUAUUGUUCUUGUCUCACUUGCCAGCUUUAUUGGCCGUAUUCAAUGUACCGCUCUUCGGCCUUCCUACGAUUCUGAUACUUAGGAGUAUAGCUUUUUGCAUUGGAACUUUAAACCCGGUUUACUUUUUGGUUGUUUUGUACCUCUGCGACAGGAAUUACAACACAUUUUUGAAGCACGUGUUUAGUUGUAGAUGCAGGGAGUACAAUGACGAACUUGUAGAACCACCUGUCAGUUAUAAUAAUGGAAUUGAGAAUAUAUGAUGACCGAA